Molecule: messenger RNA, 606 nt
Organism: Rhizoctonia solani
Lineage: Eukaryota; Fungi; Basidiomycota; Agaricomycetes; Cantharellales; Ceratobasidiaceae
Exons: 4
Coding region: 1-606 (201 amino acids)
Source: RefSeq, a predicted model, not a curated record
AUGGCUAUCAACACCGCACACAUUGUCUCUCAUUAUGCUCAGCCCAAGCCUAGAGGAUUUCAGUGGAAUCCGCGUCCUCUCAAGUUAGCAAAGAGUUACCCUGUACCUUCUCGGCCCAGAAUACCGAGCGCCCAGUCUUUGCCCGACGCACCGCAGCCUGUCGUCCGAGUUCAAAAUGAGCAACAAGAAGAAAGCAUUCCGGUAGAGGAAGCCAAACCAGACGUCUCAGAAAGCCAGCCAGAAGAAAGUCAAGUUGAGACUGCUAGUUCAAACAACACAACCUCGCCCUUGAGUAUCAACUCGGAGCUUGUUGCUGAACCUGGGGUGUCACCGGAAGACUUUCUCAGAAACGCAUUGCCUUCAACUCACACAUUCUCCCAGCCAACCCCAACGCACACACCAAUGGUCACACCUUCGCACAGCCGGCUCGACCUCUCGCCCCCUCACCGACUCCGGCCUUCGUCCUCCAUGUCCAAUAUUUCUUCCACCUCAAAUCGUUCGCGCCCUCCAUCUGCCAUGUCUGUUAGUGGUCGGACGCGUCGCUCUUCGUCACGAACAUCCCUGCGGCAGAGUACAGCCCCGUCUGUGGGCGCUGGAUCUUCUUGA